Messenger RNA from Temnothorax curvispinosus, 1083 nucleotides. RefSeq lists its product as uncharacterized. The transcript is spliced from 2 exons. The record is from RefSeq and is a predicted model, not a curated record. Gene Ontology annotation, cellular component: extrinsic component of mitochondrial inner membrane. The coding region runs from base 327 to 782 and encodes 151 amino acids. NCBI's taxonomy places the organism in Eukaryota, Metazoa, Arthropoda, Insecta, Hymenoptera, Formicidae.
UUUUGUAAAAAUCACGUAAACGGCACUGAGCACAAGAACAUCUGCGCUCCCCUGGAACUACGUUUUCGUUCAGAUUUAUUAGCUAUGAGAGGAGAAGCCGGUCCUCCAGAUAUGCGUUGUUACUUGCGACACGUUACCGACGAGGGUAAAUUUCAGAACAUGAAGGACUUUAUAAACGCUCAUUGGAAUAUUCCGACCGACUCGGAGAUGCAGCGCAAUAUUUUGAUAGGCCAACACUCGGUGCCGGUUUCCGGGAAGAAUUGAGCUUGAAGGGGUGGGAAGUUUUUUUACAUUUAGUAGGGACCGCGAUCUCAGUGACGAUUGUAAUGAUUGGGCCAGAAUUACAACUUAAAGCCCAUCGUUUAUCGGAAUACUUUUGCAAUCACUGGAAGUUGCCGGAGGACAAAAAUUUGACGUUUGAUUUUUACGAUAUGUUAUACGAGAACUAUGCGCGCAGCCCGUCAUUCGUAAAACCGGACUUGGUUGUUGGAUUUGAUUUGGGUAUUCAGGAGCAUGAACUUGGGUCCAGUAAGAAAACGUGGGCGCCGUCCAUUAAGCUGAUAGCGAAACAAAACUGUCCGUUCAUCUUAACUUGUGGUUUCACUUUGCAGAACUUUAAGAAGGAGUUAGACAAAAUAAACACAAUCCUAGGUAGAAAGGUAAACUAUCUGUAUAGUGGAGUGAAUCCAUUCGCUGGUUUAAGUCCGUUUAGAAAAGCCGCGCCGGAGUAUGUACUUUUUACGAAUCAGUGCAUAGUUGUUUAUAGGAGUCUUUGUAACUAAUAUAGUUUAAGCGUAAGUAAUUUAAGAUUUAAGCGACCGAUAAAAACUAAAAGUUGUGUUUGAUACCGAGGAAAACGUGUCGCGUGCGAAAUGAAAGAGUAUACACUAUAGUUAAAUGGAAUUUAACAUUUAAAAAUACAACGGAUGGAACGCAGAGAAAACUUAAUAUGAACUACAAUUGCGGAUCGCGAUGUGUCUUCACGUAACAAAUUCCUAAAGACCUGAGAUCUGAUACUUCGGAAUAUCUGAUUAUAUUUAUAUACCUGAAAAUUUCAGGGUCUAUUUUUUAUUUUAGAGUCGU